AUGAAGAAGAAGCUACCUCGGGUAGAGCUGGAAUGCCUGCCGCAGAUUCCCACAGCCACAGUCUUGUGGUCAGCACACUUUUCGGCCAUGCCCAACUUCCCGAUCGAUGGCGGCGCCGAGCUCUGCGUCACCCCGAGUGGUGGCGUGGGCAAACAACCGCUGAGCUUGAACUUUCAGUGCCGACAUGUGCGGCGGAUGCUGAGCAUCAACAGCGGAGGCUUCGCUGGGCGUCUGCACUGGGCAGUGAUGGCGCCGGACGGCAGCUGGCAAGCGCCGAAAGUGCAGCCAGAUGGGUCUCAGGACUGCGACGGAGUGGCGUCCAGUGCCCACCUCAACGGUGAUGGCAAUGUGACCAUGACCUUCCGUGGGGGAGAGGUACCAGAGAAGAUCACCCUUGUGGUGGUCAUCGAAGUGCAGGGCCAGACCCAUUGGCUGAAAGGCCCGGGUGGGGAGAACUUCGUGAUCGAAGUGGCGCAGCUGGCGGCGGAGGUGGGGGGCGGGGCUUUGGGCGGCGACACCCGCGUGGCGGAGCGAGUCGCCAAAUGGCCCGAGUUGGAGGCCGCCAAGGCCGCGGUGGCAGCGAGUUCCUCUCCCGAUGGCAUCGCGGCUUCUCCGACGCAGCGUCGGCGCAAGACAUCGGAUGCAUCGCCUGUGGCAAACGGCAGCGACAUCUUCGUGAAGGCUGGGGAGAUGCAGGCGGAGCAGGGUAUGGGCUCCCUGAAGUGGACAACAACCUCCAGCAAGGACCAGGUCUCUGUUUUUAUCGAGGCCUUCCUGGAGCUCACGGAGGACGCCUCGGUGCAGCUGCACUGGGGCGCCGCCAAGGCCGCCGGCGCGGAGUGGCAGCCCGUAGGCGCGUUGCCCCCGAACAGCAAAGCCUUCGACGACAUCGCUGCGCGGACCCCAUUUGUGGGCCAGGCGCGCCUGGCAAUGAGCUUCCGGCACGCACAGGCGCCGCGCUGGCUCUCCUUCGUGGUGUACAUCAAGAUCGGCUCCGGAGAGAUGUGGCUGAAGCGCGAGGGCGGCGACAACUUUUGGUUGCCGGUGAUGGCAUCGCCGGAUGAAUGCCCGCAGCCCACAGCCAGCGGCGGCGAGGUGAGCGGGGGCGACAAGUUUUGCCAGGCGGAGACGCGGUACCAGCACUUCACCCAGUUCCAGCGUCUCUGCAUCUGCAGCGACGCCUUGGCCGCGGGGGUGGACUUCGAGAGCGCGGCCUGGGUCACCACGGUGCUGUGCUUGGCGGACGCCAAAGCGCUGGAGUGGUACCGGAAGUCCGGCUACCAACCCAAGGACAUGGCCCAUGCACAAGAACGAAUUGGUGGAGUCAUCAGUUCUGCAGUGGCCAACGCGGUGGAGCCCCGUGUUAGGACCCUUCUGCGGCUUGCAGUGAAAGCAGUGCCGCGGGGCAGCUCCGGCGGCGGCGACGCCAUCCGCCACGGGAUCCUGAACAUCAUGCGCAACCAUGGGAUCAAGGAAGGCCACCGACCAGGCAUCGAGUGCAAGUUCAUUGAGCAAUGGCAUCAGAAGCUGCACACCAACAGCGCGCCGGAUGACAUUGCCAUCUGCGAGGGCUAUCUCGCCUUCUUGCAGUCGGGGAACGUGGAUGACAUGUGGCGGGUCAUGUGGGAGGUGGGGAAGCUCACGCACGAGGACCUGGGGAAGAUGUGUCAGAUGGGAUUCAAGGACCACACCAAGAGCGGCGGACGUGGCUUGAACUUCACUCCCGUGCAUCUGCCCCACAUGUACAACGACGUGAAGGGCUUCUUGGGCCUGCUGAGACAUGUGCAUGGUGGCACCGACCUCUUCGCUCUCUGUGAGGCUUGCAAAGGGCAGUACCCGGAUCAUGAGUCGGAGUGCUUGGCCUUCACCAUUUUCCACAGCCGCGAUGACCCGUUCUCCCUCGGCAAGAUUUUGGACCUCAGAAGGCGGCUGGAGUCCCUGACCUGGAAGCGGGACGUGCUCAUGCUGGAUGUGGCCAUGGAGGAACAGCUGAGGAUGUUGGCGGAGCGCAGCAAUGUCGGUGAUAUGCAGCGCGACGAUUUGCUGACAUUCAUCUUCCUCAUCUUAGAAGACCUCAUGCUCUCGCGUCACGACCCCUCCAUGCAGCAGGGCUAUGCGCUGCUACAGAAGCUCCAGGGCCUGCCAGGCAAGUGGGAGCCGGAGUGGUGCAAGAUGCUCCACGCUGCCUGCGACCGCCUGGCGCUCACCUGCACCGCCACGGCGGACGCGGUCUCAACGGCGCUGCAAGAGUGCGCGGACAAGUUGCUGGAGGCGGGCUCCCGCCCGGGCGCGGUCUUCUCCCCGGAGCAGAAGCACCUGGGCAGCUUCGGAGAGGAGAAAGCGCGGUGUCUCACCGAGCGCGUGCUGGCACAGACGCUCAAGGUCUUCAUGCCGCAGUUGCGAAGGUGGAGCGGCCUGGGCCCCUGGGAGGUGGUGGCCCUGGGCUCCGCGGGCGGCGCGCUGGGCGCGCUGAGGGCCUGCAACGAGCUGCCGGCGGAGGCGCCGCCCAGCCCGGAGCUGCUGGUCUGCUCCAGCAUGACCGGCUGGGAGGACAUUCCGGCGAACAUCCACGCCAUUCUGCUUCCUGCAGGACAGGCAGUUGAUACAUUGUCUCACGUCGCCAUCCGCGCGCGAAACCAAGAGGUGCUCUUGGCCUCCUGCGAUGAGGAGGCCCAGCUGGAUCAGCUGCGAAAGCUGCAGGGUCAGAAUCUCAAGCUGCAGGUCUCAGCCACGGGGGAAGUCACCUGGCAGCAGAGCUCCGAGAAGUCGCAGCUGAAGAACACCUCCGCCAACGCCUUCCUGGCGGAGACCAUGAAGCCGCCGCCCGCGGCUCCGGCGAUUGUGCUGCCGUCCUCGGACUUCAAGAAGCACAACAAGUGCAUAGGAGGCAAAAGUCUUCACCUGGCGGAGCUCGCCAGCGAUGGCACGUACGAUGUGCCCAAGAGCGCGACCAUUCCAUACGGCAUCUUUGAGCAAGUGCUCAAGGACCAGGUCAACGAGGGCAUUGAACAAGAACUCCAGGAGAUCGUCGCCGAGGGCAACUUGGCGGAGGCCCGGCAGUUCCUGGAGGACGAGCUGGUGGUGCCCGACACCAUCCGGCCCGCGCUGGACGCGGCGCUGGGCGCUUCGGCGAAGGCGCUGGAUGCCGGGGACUGGCAGCGGGCCCUGAAGCGCGUCUGGGCGUCCAAGUGGACGGAUCGGGCCGUCGCCAGUCGGAAGCAGAUGAAGGUGCCAGACAAGGCACUCUACUUAGCCGUGCUCGUGCAGCCUCUGGUGCACGCGCGGUACGCCUUUGUGAUUCAUACACGAUCUCCGCUUCCUGGCGCGAAUAAGGAGGAGGCCUUGGUGGAGCUCUGCGUGGGUCUCGGGGAGUCUCUGGUGAGCAACGCUCCCGGGCGAGCGCUCUCCGCCAGCGUGGCAGGGGAGUCCAUCACCGUCCACGUGUUCCCCUCGAAGCCGGAGGGCGUCUUUGUGCCGGAAGGCGGAACUGCCAUCUUCCGAUCUGACUCCAACGGCGAGGACUUGGAGGGCUUUGCGGGCGCGGGGCUGUAUGAUUCGGUGACGGUGAAGGAUUGCGAGCAUCGAUCCAUCGAGUACGCAGAGGAGCCUCUCAUUUUUGACUCCGCCUUCCGCUCUCAGCUCUUGCAGAAGCUCUUCCGCAUCGGAAGACACAUCGAGAAGAACUUCAGUGGAAAGCCGCAGGACAUUGAAGGAGCCGUCACGGCAGAUGGAAAGAUUGUGGUGACCCAAUCCCGGCCACAGGUUUAAAAUCGUGAAAAAAGAGACUGCAGCUCUGAGAGGCUGCAAAUGUUCUAAGCAUUUGAUGCCGGAGUUGCUCGAACCUUCCCCCUAUCCCACUUUGCCAGUUGCCGGA
Effrenium voratum is the source of this 3874-nucleotide messenger RNA. The record is from the annotation of a GenBank genome assembly. NCBI's taxonomy places the organism in Eukaryota, Dinophyceae, Suessiales, Symbiodiniaceae.